Molecule: messenger RNA, 2605 nt
Organism: Dendroctonus ponderosae (mountain pine beetle)
Lineage: Eukaryota; Metazoa; Arthropoda; Insecta; Coleoptera; Curculionidae
Product: long-chain fatty acid transport protein 4
Biological process (GO): triglyceride homeostasis
Cellular component (GO): endoplasmic reticulum
Molecular function (GO): long-chain fatty acid transmembrane transporter activity; long-chain fatty acid-CoA ligase activity
Source: RefSeq, a predicted model, not a curated record
UUUUUAUCAUCCUGCAGUGAACCAGGCGACAUCUGCAGCCGGCCUGAAAGCUCGAGCUUCUGAACGUGCUCCAUGUUGGCAAGAAGAAAUUUUGGUGAAGAUUUCCAAUUUUUUACUAAUUAUACACGCAAAAGCCAAAAGCUUCGGCCCAUAGUGAGGGGUCAAAAUCGUCAUUUGCAGCUUCAAAAUGAGGCAAUCUCUCCCCGAAAAUAAUUGAGGAGUGUUUGCAGCAGGUUUUAAAUCUAAAAAUAGUCUCUUUCAAUCGCCCAGUAUAGAAGCGAAAUUCCAUCUAGGACCCGAACUUGCAAACAAGCGAGUGACAAAAAAGUCCUUCUCAGGUCUCAGUACGAUUUCUAGUACCCAUGAAUGAAUGGAACCAUCGCGGCGUUGAUGGGCAGGUACCAAGACGUGUUUAUCUAUGGUUCUGACGAAGUGCAUCGACCGAAGAACCCAACAAAUGCGAAACAUCCUGUCGGACAAUUUUCGAUUCGAUAACUCGGGCAGUUGAAACCGAGCCAACAAACGCACGACCUUUACACGCUGCAGUACCAUUUCAGCUCAUUGUUCCUGCAUCGGUUCUAUGAAAUAUACAUUUGGAUUUUUCGUCUACCUAUCGAAUGGAAUUAGAGCUGAUUAGAGUGUCGGUAGCCGUGAAUACGAAGUGAGCGGCAAGCUGAGAGCAGUUGGGCGAAGAAGAAACUCAGUGAAACAUGAUGGCAUGGAUUUGGUCACAUUGGUUGGCGAUUGUGGCAACUCUUUGCAUGCUUUUGCUGAUCCAUAAGAGCUACAGAUGGAUCUACAUAGUGUAUAAAACAUUUCCUAGAGAUGCCAAAGCCGGAUACCGAUUCGCCAAGUUGAACUGGCGGAUGUCCAGAUGGAUCAAAGCCAAAGCAACCGUUCCAAGCAUUUUCCGACAGUUGGUGGAAAAGCAUCCUGCUAAGGUGAUUUUCUUCUUUGAAGAGGAAUCAUGGACAUUCCAGAAGCUAGAUGAGUUCAGCAACCAAGUGGCUCACCACUUCAAAGCAAAGGGUUUCCAGAAAGGCGACUCAGUUGCUCUUAUGAUGGAAAAUCGACCGGAAUACGUCGGAUUUUGGCUUGGACUUUCCAAGAUCGGCGUGACUGCUGCUCUGAUCAACACCAAUCUGGUCUCGGACUCCCUCAUUCACUCCCUCAAAAUCUCCAACACCAAAGCGCUGAUCUAUGGCAAGGAUUUUGAAAAAGCUGUUGCAGGCAUCCAGCUGGAUUUGCCCAAGUUCCAAUUUGUACCAUCUGCAUCAGAGGGUUUAGCGGAGGAGAUCAGUAGAGAGCCGAGGGGGGAAGUUUCUGAGCAAGAGCAGAUCCUGCCCACCGAUAAGAUUAUGUACAUUUUCACCUCUGGAACCACUGGCUUGCCCAAGGCAGCAAUGAUAACGCAUAUCAGAUACAUCUAUGCAGCUGUGGGCAUAAACAGUUUAACAAACCUUUCGCCCAGCGACAUCCUCUACAACCCGUUGCCCUUCUACCAUACGGCUGGAGGAAUGCUGGCAGUUGGCCAAGGGCUGAUUUUCGGGCUCAGUCUCGCUCUAAGGAAGAAAUUCUCCGCCUCCAACUAUUGGGCAGACUGCCGCAAAUACAACUGCACUGUGGCAGUUUACAUCGGUGAAAUCUGCCGGUAUCUUCUAGUGGCGCACCAACCAGGCUCCCAAGUGGACCAUCCGGUGAAGAAAAUGGUGGGGAACGGCCUGCGGCCUCAAAUCUGGACGGAAUUCAUCGAAACUUUCCACAUUGAGAACGUUUUUGAGUUUUACGGCUCGACUGAAGGCAACUCCAACUUAAUCAACAUCGACAACACGCCUGGAUCAGUGGGAUUUGUGCCAAUUUACGCCAGCCGAGUGUAUCCAGUGAUUUUAAUCCGGUGCGAUGAAAACACCGGAUCGCCACUCAGACAGGCGAAUGGUUGCUGCAUCCGCUGCAAAACGAACGAAGCAGGACUUCUGAUCGGGAAAGUGCUGAAGAAUCGCGUUCACCGGGAGUUUGCUGGAUACGCCGAUGAAAAGGCCACGGAAACCAAGCUGCUGAGGAACGUGUUCAAGAUGGGCGAUUUGUACUUCAACUCGGGCGAUAUUCUGAUCCAAGACGAGUUUGGGAAUUACUACUUCAAGGACCGAACUGGAGACACUUUCCGGUGGAAAGGGGAGAACGUAGCUACAAGUGAAGUUGAGGCAGUUAUCAGCAACGUAGCUGGACUGAAAGACACCGUGGUCUAUGGAGUCCAAAUCCCUGGCACUGAAGGAAGAGCAGGCAUGGCAGUAAUCGAAGACCCCGAUGGGAGCCUGGACGUAACCAAACUGGCCCAAGGCCUAAAGUCCAGACUGCCUAGAUAUGCAAUUCCCAUUUUCCUCAGGAUCAUGGACUCGCUCUCCAUCACUGGAACCUUCAAGUUGAAGAAAGUGGAUCUGCAGAACGAGGCUGUAGACUUUGGGACCAACCAGGACCGUCGCCUCUACUUCUACAGCUCUGAAUCCAGCGACUAUCGGCCCUUAACAUCGGAGAUUUAUCAGGAGAUUGUGGACGGCAAAGUCAAAGUGUAGUUGAAUGGAUCCUCCAAUAAAAACUUUACAAUUUA